This is a messenger RNA of Rangifer tarandus platyrhynchus (Svalbard reindeer), 507 nucleotides long. The record is from the annotation of a GenBank genome assembly. Lineage: Eukaryota; Metazoa; Chordata; Mammalia; Artiodactyla; Cervidae.
AUGCAAACUUUUCUUCUAUUUUCACAGAGUGGUCAGAGGGGUUUCUCUCAGGUUUCUCUCAGCACUCCCUGUCUUCUGAGUGGCUUCCAGACCAUGAAAUUUUGCCCCAGAACUGCUUUGUGGGUGGACUUCGGAAUUCAGUCUCCAAAGUGCACUGAUUUCUGUAGUUUCCUUUUCUGGAUACUACAGCUCUUGGUAUACAUCUGCAUUCCUAUUAGAGUAGGUGGCCCAAGAAACAGCAAAACAAUAAGUGUAAAAAUGAUUAUGGAUAUUGUUCCUCACUCACACCAGACAAAUUUAUCAGCUUCUUACAUGCAGUUAUAUUAUCUUCCAUUGAUGUUGUAUGUUUGGGCUGCAUUAGCUGGACUAGCAGGCACAUGGUCCUUACCCUACACAGGCACAAGCAACAGACUCUCACCCAGAUUUUCCCAUGAGGCCAGAGCAGCAGGUACUAUCCUGAUCCUAGUAAGCAUCUUUGUCUUCUUUAUUGUCUCUCUUCCAUUUUGA